AUGCCUCAUCAACUCCCCCCAACCCAGCGUAAACUCCCCUUCUCCUCGCUCCUAGAAAGCAUCCCCGACGAAAGCCACGAAAAGACGUUCGCGAUGCUUCAUGCCGAAAUCACCAAUUUCAUCAAAAAAGGCAUCGGCAAGAGGGUUGCCAGCACAAGCAAAUCGCUAUGGACGUUGAAGCACCCUGCAGAGUUCCUGAGCCUUGCGACCACGGUCGCUCGACCGGGUGCUGACGGAAACUGGGAGAAGCUGCUUUGGUCGCGAUCGUAUCGAUGUGCUCUUUUGACGGGCGUGGUGAUGAUGCUUCUUGAGAAACACGUCUUUUCGGAUCUUUUGUUUGGGGCUGGGCUGGAGCAGGCGGAGGUGCUGCGGAUGGAGGACAGUUCCAUGCUUAACGUUGAAGGCUUCCGACGUACGGGCCUUCGUGCAGACACCAACCGAGUCUACCUCGAAGCUACAGGCGGCAUCCCUCCCCUCUUCUGGAAACGCGUAGACAGCGUCACUGCUCAAAUCACGGAACUCCUGUCACCUCUCUCCGCAGCCGUUGGAGGAGAGAUCGUGUCGUCAUCCUCGUAUCAAGCCCUGCAUGACAUUGUUGCACUUGCAGGUUGGCUCAACAUCGCGAUGCGAGUUUCUCCCAAGAUUACGACUUUCGAAUGGGUCAAGCCCGGCGAGGCAUACCGACACGGCUUUCUCUCCAUCGGAGAGGACAAACAGACGAGCACAGUCUCCUCGGAGAGCCAUCAUCGAGUCCGCGCCCGCGUCAUGAUCUCUACGACACCGAAAAUCACGCGAUACGUGCGCUCCAGCAAGGGCUUCUUCUGGGGCACGGAGACGUACGAGGUGAUGAAGCCGCAUGUGUUCACAUACACGGGGUACUUCAGGGACUGGGAGGACAGCGCCGGUGGUGCGCUGCAGGGUCACGUCCGCAGCAGGCUGUUUUCGUCUCCGAUUCGGCUUUUGGCCCUGCUGGUGAAUGUUGUGCGACUGCUGGCGUUGGUUGGUCUUGGACGGGGUAAGGGCUUAUAUCUGAGUCGGUCGUUUUCAUUUAUCUAG
Messenger RNA from Trichoderma citrinoviride, 1056 nucleotides. RefSeq lists its product as hypothetical. The transcript has 3 exons. The record is from RefSeq and is a predicted model, not a curated record. Bases 1 to 1056 code for a protein of 351 amino acids. Lineage: Eukaryota; Fungi; Ascomycota; Sordariomycetes; Hypocreales; Hypocreaceae.